UUUUAUAUGGCGGACAUGAAAUGAACAGGAAGUAUUUAAGAGAUGCCAGAGUAUAUUGCGUCCUUCAAUUUAAACUGAAGAAAAGUUCUUGGAUGCUGCAGUUUAUUAGCACACCAAUGGAAGCAAUUUAAGAAUUAUAAAACAUGGCUGAGAGUAUCGAAACAAGACGCAAUAACUGGAUGAGAGUGGUCUGGGGUCUCAUGAACUUGAAAAACGGUCUCCAGGGAUGGGUAGAUACAAAAAGCGAACAGCAGUACAAAACAUUCUUAAUUAAUGUGAAUGCAAAGUGUAAAACACAGGCAUAUGAUCAAUGUCAGGUGAACAGUAAAUGCCAAAACGGCAAGACUAAAGUAAAACCCCCAUUCAGGCCAGCCCAUUUCUGUGAUGAAAUGUACAAAGAGAUACAAAACAAUCAUGUUAGAAAUAAGCCAUUCUGGAUGAAUACAGAUUCUACGAAAUGGCAGGAUCCACAAGUCGGUUACUGGGAGGUGGCUAAGUGUUAUCUCAGUUCACCUGGCUACUUGAACAAAACGAGUUCAUAUCAGAUAGACGCUUCAGGACUUUUAAGUAUCUGUAAAAACAGUAUGUUUAUACAUCAACAUAUAGUAAAUAUUCAGCAUUUUAUAGAGGUGCAACAGAUAAGGAAUAUUGUCAUGCAUAACGCUCAUUGUGAGCUGGACAAACACACAACAGACGCAUUCCUGGACAAGAUGAUUGCCGUACUGGAAGAUCCACAGGAACUUGUGCAUGAUACAUUUGCUAAGCAUGCCGCUAAUCAAAUAAGAAACAUCAAGCACAAUACUGUCAAGGUACCGGCUGUUAAUUAUGAAGCCUUAAACAAAUUGAUGCUGACAAACUUCGAAGAAAAACCGUGCGAAGUGAAUGAACUGAUUGAUAGGCUUCGCAAAGACCUAGCAGGGUUCAUAGAUGACGAGAACAAACAUGAGUUGAGACACACUAUAUGUGAUGACACUGGUAACGACGAAAGGGAACAAACUGUACAAGGUGACAACGCAGCCGUUUGCAAUGCUGAGCCCGAUUCAGACGCUGACGCUAUACACGACGUUGGUUUACCGCAGAUUUGGACCCUUGCUGAUAUUGUAUUAGUUCUGAUGACUGGAUACGGGCACAAGUGGCAGAAGCCGAAAGACUUCAACGAUGAAAAAUUUCUCGAAAUGAUCGAUGCUCCGAGAUUUGAUUGGCCAUGCAAGACAUUGGAAGAAUACGGGCUCACACGCGAGUUGGAACAUACUUUAUUAGAUAAGAGUGGUCACGGCGAAAGGGAACAAAACGUGAAAGUUCAGCAACGUGAAGAACACAACAAGGAUUCUGACAAAGAUGACUGGGGUAUUUGUUUGAAGAAUGUUGACAUUGAAGGCAUUUGGGAGUUACUAAAAGAUGAAAAGGAUGGAACCGUUCAAGGCAGAAUAAGAAGACAAGGCGUGAACGACAAGACGUUUGCCCUCACUGCAGCCCAUGUAGCCUUAAAGGAAGAAGAAGUUACGAGGCGCAGAACAGAGCUUGAAGUUUAUGAAGGAGACCGCCUUAAACGUUUUGGUUUGCCAGUUGCUAUGUCUACACCGGGCCUGCAAUACGUCUCAGUUACUAAAGCAGCACUUGGAGGUGAAAGGCACGUGGAUGUGGCGCUCCUGGAAUUGCCUAAAAAACUUCAGCUAGCGGAUAUUGACUGGGAUUGGGACGACCUUGGAUUCACAAGGGCACCAUCACUUCUAAAUGGUUUCCAACUGUGGGCACCCUCAUUUAAUGACAUUGUCAUAAAAUAUGGUAUGACAACAGGUGUAACGAUUGGAAAAGUUCGAGGAAUAGAUUCUUCGUUUGAAACUAAGGAAACAGGUUUUAUUGAAAUACAACCUUGGCAACCGAGGAAGACGCAACCCGGGGACUUUGGGACGCAGGCUUCUGUACCUGGGACCUCCAGAUUGCCAUUUUCUCGACAUGGUGACUCCGGAUCGCUCGUUUUCGUAGUGAAUAAAGAUAUCAUUAAAAGCCCUCCACGAGGUGGCAGCAAUUUAAAUGGAAGGGACCUGGCUGUCGUCGGAAUGGUUAAUAUGGGACAAGAGGGCGAUGAUAUGUUUUAUGCAACGCACAUUGAUGCAACCAUGGCUGCUCUAGGAAGCGAAUACAGAUUUGACGAGUAAAGCAUAC
Molecule: messenger RNA, 2166 nt
Organism: Mya arenaria
Lineage: Eukaryota; Metazoa; Mollusca; Bivalvia; Myida; Myidae
Exons: 12
Coding region: 144-2159 (671 amino acids)
Source: RefSeq, a predicted model, not a curated record